Messenger RNA from Saitoella complicata NRRL Y-17804, 1509 nucleotides. RefSeq names its product Nop domain-containing protein. Bases 1 to 1509 code for a protein of 502 amino acids. Gene Ontology annotation, biological process: spliceosomal tri-snRNP complex assembly; mRNA splicing, via spliceosome. The transcript has a single exon. NCBI's taxonomy places the organism in Eukaryota, Fungi, Ascomycota, Saitoellomycetes, Saitoellales, Saitoellaceae. Gene Ontology annotation, cellular component: U4 snRNP; U4/U6 x U5 tri-snRNP complex; precatalytic spliceosome. The record is from RefSeq and is a predicted model, not a curated record.
AUGUCUCUCGCCGAUGAGCUGCUGAUGGACUUUGAUGAUGAUGAGGUGGAGCAGGAAGAACUCAAUACCGGCGCCGACGAAGCUUUGGAUGAAGAAGCUGCGGCGAGGAAUGCGAUGGACGCAGAGAAGGAUGAGGAAAACAAGUUAUUUGAGGUCGAUGUCAAAGGCGUCGAUGAUGUACGGAGUAUCGCGAAACUCAUAGACUCAUCAGAGUUGAACUCCGUCCUCGAGCGUAUCGACCACUUCUCCACAAACCCCCGACAAACCCUCCACGGCUCCCCCGAACAAGACCCGGAAUACGCCCUUAUCGUUCAGGCAAACUCCCUCACCACCUCCCUCUCCGACGAUCUCCACCUCGUUCUCCGCUUCAUCCGGGAUCACUUCGCCCCACGAUUCCCCGAACUCGAACAACUCGUCCCAGAUCCAGUGAUGUACGUCUCCGCAGUCCAAGCAAUCCGAAACGAAAUGGACCUUACCGCCAUCGACCUAAAAUCAAUCCUUCCCUCAGCAACAGUCAUGGUCGUCACCGUCACCUCCUCAACAACGACAGGGACACCCCUACCACCCGACAAACUCGUAACUGUGGAGAGCGCCUGCGAGGUCUUUACCCGUCUCCGUGCAGCAAGAGAGAAAAUCACAUCAUACGUCUCCUCCCGCCUCUCCUUCUUCGCGCCUAACCUCGCUGCGCUUCUGGGUGCCUCUACAGCCGCAAACCUCAUCUCCCAAACCGGUGGUCUCUCCGGUCUCGCCAAGAUCCCCGCCUGUAACAUCCCUUCCCUCGGCGGUACGAAAGCACGGGGUCUCGGGCUCGCAAGCAAUGUCCGGGAAAGACAACAAGGUUUCUUAUACCACAGUCCAGUCAUCCAAUCCUGCCCCCUCGACGUACGGAAACAAGCACAACGAAUCAUGAGUGCGAAACUCCUCUUAGCCGCUCGCGUCGACCUCGCAAGAUCAAGCCCCGACGGCAGCAUGGGACAAACCAUCCUCCAGCAAGUUCAGGAGAAACUCGAGAAACUGGCCGAACCACCAACGAGCAAAGGACCUAAAGCACUACCAGCACCCGACGAUCCAGUCCGGAAGAAGAGGGGUGGAAAGAGGAUUAGGAAGGCGAAGGAGGCGUUUGCGGUUACGGAGCUACGGAAGUUGCAGAAUCGGGUGCAGUUUGGAGGGGAGGAGGUCGAGGUUGGGUUUGGAGAUGAGACAGAGGGGUUGGGGAUGAUUAACGCCGAGGGACUCGGGAAGCUUCGUGCCGCGGCAAUCGAUACGCGGACGAGGGCAAAGGCAUCGAAGUCCACUUUAUCCCGCCUCGCCGCUGCGAAUGCAAGCGGGAUGAAGAGUGUGAUUGGGGGAAGAGAGACGAGUGGGUUGGCGAGUAGUGUCGUGCUGGGGAGUAAACAGGGGAUUGAGCUCGUGAAUCCGGAGUUGGUGAGCGCAAUGAAGAAGAAGAAGGAUGACGAUGAGGGGAAGGAUUGGUUUAAGGGGGGUUUGUUUUCGCAGAUUAAGCGGUGA